CACAGCUUCAAGUUGAAGACAAGGGGACGACUAGCUAGCUAGAGAAAUAACAGGAAAUUAGAAACGAUAAGAAAAUGAAAGAUACCAUCGUCUCAGAGGACCAGACAGCAGUCAGACUCCGCCGUGUCUCCCAUAUCCAUCGAUCACCUCGCCGGCAGAACCUGUGCCCUGUAUAUAAACAGCCUCCAAGCUGAGGAGCGGGCCCGGGUACGAACUGCGGCGCGCCUUCGGAUGAAGAAGAUGGGAGGGGUAUCAGGGGCCAGGGAACAGCUCGCAGCCAUGUCCGGCAUUCUAUUCUUCCUCUUCAUCUUUUCCUUCUCCACUGUUUCUGCCUCCACCGAGCAAAACCAGAUCUAUAUAGUGUAUCUGGGCGAGCACAUGGAAGCGAAGUCGAAGGAAGUGAUCCAGGAGGAUCACCAUGCCCUCCUCCUCUCCGUCAAGGGCAGCGAGGAUAAGGCGCGGGCGUCGCUGCUGUACAGCUACAAGCACAGCCUGAAUGGCUUCGCGGCUCUUCUCUCCGAGGAAGAAGCCACGGACCUAUCAGCCAGGACAGAGGUGGUGUCUACCUUUCCGAGCGAGGGGAGGCGGUCCCCGCACACCACGAGGUCUUGGGAGUUUCUGGGCUUCGAGGAAGGCCUUGACAGUAGCGAGUGGCUGCCGUCCGGCGCUAACGCCGGCGAGAAUGUCAUCGUAGGCAUGCUCGACUCCGGGAUUUGGCCGGAGUCGAAGAGCUUUGGCGACGAAGGGCUCGGGCCAGUACCGGCUCGGUGGAAGGGGACUUGCCAGGGAGGAGAUUCCUUCAGUCCCUCGUCCUGCAAUAGGAAGGUCAUAGGCGCUCGGUACUACCUCAAGGCCUACGAGGCUCGCUACGGCCGGCUGAACGCCACGAACGGGUAUCGCUCGCCGCGGGACCACGACGGCCACGGCACCCACACGGCGUCCACCGUGGCGGGCCGCACCGUGCCGGGCGUGGCGGCGCUCGGCGGGUUCGCGGCCGGCACGGCGUCCGGCGGGGCGCCGCGGGCCCGCCUGGCCAUCUACAAGGUGUGCUGGCCCAUCCCGGGGCCCAACCCGAACAUCGAGAACACCUGCUUCGACGCCGACAUGCUUGCGGCCAUGGAUGACGCGGUCGGCGACGGCGUCGACGUGAUGAGCGUCUCCAUCGGGUCCUCGGGCCAGCCGGUGCGGCUCGCGGACGACGGCAUCGCCGUGGGCGCUCUGCACGCCGCCAGGCGCGGCGUGGUGGUCGUGUGCAGCGGUGGGAACUCCGGCCCUGCGCCGGCCACCGUGUCGAACCUCGCGCCGUGGUUUCUCACGGUCGGUGCCAGCAGCAUCGACCGCUCUUUCGACUCGCCCAUCAGGCUUGGCAAUGGCAAGCUGGUCAUGGGUCAGACUGUAACGCCAUAUCAACUUCAGGGCAACAGGGCGUAUCCGAUGGUUUAUGCAGCACACGCCGUUGUUCCUGGCACUCCUGCCAAUGUUUCCGACCAAUGCCUGCCAAAUUCACUUGCGGCAGAGAAGGUGCGAGGGAAAAUCGUGGUGUGCUUGAGGGGGGCCGGCCUGAGGGUGGCCAAAGGCCUGGAGGUGAAGCGGGCGGGCGGCGCGGCAGUUGUCCUCGGCAACCCGCCGAUGUACGGGAGCGAGGUCCCCGUCGACGCGCACGUGCUCCCGGGCACCGCAGUCUCCAUGGCCAACGUCAACACCAUCCUCAAAUACAUCAACUCCACCGCGAAACCAACUGCCUACCUAGACAGCUCGACGACAGUCCUGGACGUCAAGCCGUCGCCGGUGAUGGCGCAGUUCUCGUCGCGUGGUCCCAACGUCCUCGAGCCCAGCAUUCUCAAGCCUGACGUGACGGCGCCAGGCCUGAACAUCCUGGCGGCGUGGAGCGAGGCGUCGUCGCCGACAAAGCUCGACGGGGACAAUCGCGUGGUGAAGUACAACAUCAUGUCGGGGACAUCCAUGUCGUGCCCGCACGUCUCCGCCGCCGCCGUCCUCCUCAAGUCGGCGCACCCGGACUGGAGCCCCGCCGCGAUUCGGUCAGCCAUCAUGACCACCGCUACAACGCACAACGCGGAAGGCAGCCCGAUAAUGAACGCGGACGGGACGGUGGCAGGGCCCAUGGACUACGGCUCGGGCCACAUUCGGCCCAAGCACGCGCUGGGCCCAGGCCUCGUGUACGACGCGUCGUACCAGGACUACCUCCUCUUCGCCUGCGCCAGCGGCGGCGCGCAGCUCGACCACUCGUUCCGGUGCCCGAAGAAGCCGCCGCGUCCGUACGAGCUCAACUACCCUUCCCUGGCCGUCCACGGCCUCAACGGAUCAAUCACCGUGCACCGGACGGUGACCAACGUCGGCCAGCACGAGGCGCACUACCGCGUCGCCGUGGUCGAGCCCAAGGGCGUCUCGGUGAAGGUCUCGCCGAAAAGACUCAGCUUUUCGAGCAAAGGGGAGAAGAAGGCCUUCGUGAUAAAGAUCGUAGCGAGAGGGAGAAGAAGCGCGCGAGUGAACCGGAAAUAUCUGGCAGGUUCGUACACGUGGAGCGAUGGAAUCCAUGCCGUGAGGAGCCCUAUUGUCGUUCUCGUCGCGUGAUUGUUCUUGCUCCGAGGCGAUUCGGAAGAAGAAGCACACGGCAUGCGUUGCUUGAAUCAAGUGGAAAGUAAAGCUCUUGGCCAAAAAAAAAGAAUGUAGUGGAAAGUAAAGCUGUAAUAUCGCUGUUGUCUGCAAAGUUCAUAUCUUCAGAUGACGCAACGCUCGUCACUUUACAGUUUACACCCUCGAACGUAGCACUGCUUGAAGGAAUUUUUCCUCUCCUGAUAAACAGCCACGAAAUUGUCACCUACUGUUUUCCUAGAAAAUAACAACCGCGAGACUGAUUCGUGUG
Molecule: messenger RNA, 2884 nt
Organism: Brachypodium distachyon (stiff brome)
Lineage: Eukaryota; Viridiplantae; Streptophyta; Magnoliopsida; Poales; Poaceae
Product: subtilisin-like protease SBT5.6
Exons: 10
Coding region: 232-2592 (786 amino acids)
Biological process (GO): proteolysis
Molecular function (GO): serine-type endopeptidase activity
Source: RefSeq, a predicted model, not a curated record